UAGAAAUCUGCAACUAGCACUGCAACCUCUUACAAAUCUAAACUGUAAAUUAAAAAAUCUCCAAUUUUUUUAGUUAGACUCCCAAAUCUCUCAUUCGUUCGAACAAAGAGCACCCUCUCUUUCGAUCACUUUCUCUAUAUAUCUUUGCUUCGUCAGAUCUGCUACACUGCACACCAUUGGAGCUGCCAAGAGAGAAUCGUGAGAGAUCGAGAAAUUUCGGGAGCUGCAAAGCUAACGGUCACCAUUCUUAGACCUUCAUACUUGUCCCACAGGUUGCAUCGUCGAGGUUUUGAGAACAAAGCAUAAUACAUACAUACAUGGAUGCUGAGGCUGCAAAAACUGCUAGGGAAUCUCUAGACCUGGCAUUUCACAUGUCGAAUAUGCUUGACACCGGCCUUGAUCGUCACACCCUUUCUGUUCUCAUUGCUCUCUGUGAUUUGGGUCUCAAUCCUGAAGCAUUAGCUGCUCUCGUCAAGGAACUCCGAACAGAAACCCUCAACUCUUCAUCUCAGACUUGAAUUCAACAGGUUCUCUUUUGCUUGUGUCAAAAAAUGAUUACUGAAGCUCAUUUGGUUUUUGUGUUAAUGGCUAAAUGAAACUAGGGAAAUGAAUUCGAGAGUGUUGAUUAGAAUUUAUCAAUGUCAGAUUGGUUGAAAAACAAACAAGAAUUUAUUUAGUUUAUUAAACUUGAUGUGUGGAUUGUUUUUCUUUAGAGUCAAUCUGUUUAAACUUUGUUGUUGUGUUGAUUAAAAUUACAUUGUAUUGUAUACCCCUUUUUAGAGUUUCUAGUUGAACAAGGCAAAAAUUAUCUGGUCAUUUAUUAAUCUUCAACUAUCUUUGUUCUA
This is a messenger RNA of Cannabis sativa, 845 nucleotides long. RefSeq names its product mitotic-spindle organizing protein 1B. The record is from RefSeq and is a predicted model, not a curated record. The transcript has 3 exons. Gene Ontology annotation, biological process: mitotic spindle assembly; gamma-tubulin complex localization; microtubule nucleation by interphase microtubule organizing center. Bases 318 to 518 code for a protein of 66 amino acids. NCBI's taxonomy places the organism in Eukaryota, Viridiplantae, Streptophyta, Magnoliopsida, Rosales, Cannabaceae. Gene Ontology annotation, cellular component: spindle; gamma-tubulin ring complex; interphase microtubule organizing center.